This is a messenger RNA of Eruca vesicaria subsp. sativa (arugula), 1330 nucleotides long. Lineage: Eukaryota; Viridiplantae; Streptophyta; Magnoliopsida; Brassicales; Brassicaceae. The record is from the annotation of a GenBank genome assembly.
AAAUAAAUUAAAUUAAAAUUAAAAUUUCUUGCAACUUUGGUGACUAAUUUGGAAAUUUUGUUUGACCAAUCUUUUUUUUCUUUCAAAAGCAGAAAAAAAAAUAAAUCAGAUUAUUGAAAGAAAACAAGAUUCGUCGAUAACAUAAAAGAACGUCUCGAGGUGGACGUUAGCACAACUGAUUCUGAACCUCUCGAUCUGUCGUUUUGCUCUCUCCAAGCUCCAACCAUGGUCUUGUAACCGCGAAUCCAUCUCUCAUAUUUCUUCUCCGCCAAGCUUCUCAACCGUUCUUCAGUAUCUCAUUCACACAAAUUUCACCCUUCCUUAAGCUGAACAAACAAGAUUUCUCAUGGCGACGACAUCUGAAACUUCUCCCGCGACUCACGGAACUGGUCUCGAACCUCCGAGAUCCGACACACCCGGAGAUGCGCCUGACAACCAACUCCCUUCUGACCUCGCCGGCGUCUCAGCCGAGACCGGCUCUCAGAAACGCGGUCGUGGUCGUCCCCCAAAAUCCAAAUCCGACUCCCAGCCAAACGGCGCCGUUGCAGCUCAGCCGACAAGGGAACCAAGCGGUCGUCCGAGAAGAAACAGAGCUCCGGCGGCAGCUGUUCCGACGGCGGUUGUGAAAAGCGGUCGUGGUAGGCCAAAGAGGUCGAACACUCUGUCUGCGGCGGAGUCUGUGGUUGUGGGAUCUAGAAAGCGUGGGAGGCCGAAGAAAGAUGACGUGGCGGCUCCAGCUAAGAAACGCGGACGGAAACCUAAAAGUGAACACGUGGCUAAAAGGAGUGUGGGUAGGCCGAAGAAGGGAACAGGAGGUAGUACUGGGCAGGGAGCUGCAGACCUCAAGAAGAAAGCUUCACUCUUACAAAAGAAAGUGAAACAAGCUGCAGAGAAGUUGAAGAUAGCAGUUUCAGCAAUCAAGGAGGUCCAAGAGCUAGCGGCAGGAAUGUAGAAGCUGUGAUUUGACUUAUCUACAAAACGGAUAAUGGAGAAUAAUCUUUAUGCUGGUUUUUAAGGGAAAACAUUUGUUGAAGAAUUUAAGACCGGUUGUUUGAUUUUCAUUUUGGUUUGUUUGUACGUUCGUAGGGAUAUGGUACCAGAAGAGAAAACAGUUACUGUUAAUGGUUAGUAGCUUUUAUGACAAUAUCUUGCGUAGCUGCUACAUGGGAGAAAGACACACUUUUGCGUUAGAAAUGUUAGAACUCUUGCUUAUGAAUUGAAUUUCUUUGUCGUCCAGAUACAUUAUUAGUGUAACGAUAUUUGCUGAUUGUAGUCUGAAUUCAAGAAUAGCUAUUUUGGCUUAGUCAAUCAAGAAUCAUAUGAAAGUAGC